Molecule: messenger RNA, 4880 nt
Organism: Amphibalanus amphitrite
Lineage: Eukaryota; Metazoa; Arthropoda; Thecostraca; Balanomorpha; Balanidae
Product: sodium/calcium exchanger 3-like
Exons: 9
Coding region: 446-3184 (912 amino acids)
Biological process (GO): cell communication; calcium ion import across plasma membrane; sodium ion transmembrane transport
Cellular component (GO): postsynapse; sarcolemma; axon
Molecular function (GO): calcium:sodium antiporter activity
Source: RefSeq, a predicted model, not a curated record
AGUUGGCCGGCGGCCCGCGCUCUCUGCCCGCCGGCAGCAGCGCCGCCGCCGCUGGUGUGUGCCAGUGUUGGUGGCAGUGGCGGCACGCGGUGGGACGCUCCCGGAGCCGCGCGGUCGGACGCACGGUCGGACGAGUGGCCGUCGGGCUCGGAGCGGACGCAGAGUGGCCGCCGGCGCCGCCACCGGACUCGCCAGCACUCCAGACAGCCAGGCAGAGCACAGGCCGGGUCUCAGGUGUUGUUCGGGGCGGCGGCACGUGGCCGGGCCGGCGCACAGCUGCUGGUCGUCGUUAGCCGCUGACACAAGUGUUGCCGGCCAGCGCAGCCGCCUACACACAGCCGGCCGGACGGGGAGCCGCCGCCGCCGCCGCCGCCGGCGCGGCCGCCUGCAUGUGUGAGCUCGGCGCAGUCAGCUGACGACGGUCGGCGCCGCCCGCCGCGUCCCCAUGUCGCGUCUCGCGCCGCUGCUGCUGCCGCUGGCGGCGCUGAGCGGGGCCCAGGCCGCCGCCACUAACGGCUCCAGCAGCAAGGAGCAGCGCUGCCAGCCGGGCCUGAUUCUGCCCGUCUGGGAGCCGCAGGAUGGCCUCAGCGGCGGAGAUGUGUUUGCCCGCGCGCUGGUCUACUUCUUCACCCUCAUCUACCUCUUCAUUGGCGUGUCGAUCGUGGCCGACCGCUUCAUGGCCUCCAUCGAGGUCAUCACCUCCAAGGAGAAGGAGGUCACCGUCAAGAAGCCCAACGGCGAGACGCAGAUUGUUGUUGUGCGAGUCUGGAACGAGACGGUGGCCAACCUGACGCUGAUGGCUCUCGGCUCGUCCGCGCCCGAGAUCCUUCUCUCAAUUAUUGAAAUUUACGCCAAGAACUUUGACUCUGGCGAGCUGGGUCCCGGCACUAUUGUGGGCAGCGCCGCCUUCAACUUGUUUGUCAUCAUCUCUCUUUGUGUAUACGUCAUCCCCGACGGAGAGGUACGCAAGAUCAAACACCUGCGGGUGUUCUUCGUGACGGCCGCCUGGUCCAUCUUCGCCUACGUGUGGCUGUACCUGAUCCUGGCAGCCAUCACACCGGGCAGAGUAGACAUCUGGGAGGCGGUGCUGACGCUUCUCUUCUUCCCGGCCACCGUGGCCACCGCCUACAUCGCCGACCGGCGCAUGCUCUUCUACAAGUACAUGCACAAGGACUACCGCCUGAACAAGCGUGGAGUGAUCGUCGAGCAUGAGGGCGUCGAGAUGGACAAGACGAACCACGUGAUCGGCGGCGAGCUCGAGCAGCUCGAGGAGGAGCACGUCGACGAGUCGGUACGUGAGUUCGAGGAGAACCGGCGAGAGUACAUCACCAUCCUGCGCCAGCUGCGCAAGAAACACCCCAACAUGGACAUGGAGCAGCUGGAGCUGAUGGCCCGCGAGGAGGUCCUCAACAAGGGGCCCAAGUCGCGCGCCUUCUACCGGAUCCAGGCCACGCGGAAACUCACCGGUGGUGGAAACCUGAUGAAGAAGGCUCUUCAGGCCGAGAAGAAGGAAGAAGCACAAGAAAUAGAGGAGGUGAAAACGGAAGACAGUCACAUCAUCAAGGUGUUCUUCGACCCGGGUCACUACACGGUGAUGGAGAGCGUCGGCGACUUCGAGGUGACGGUGAAGCGCGAGGGCGGCGACCCGAACCAAUGCGUGCUGGUCGACUACCGCACGGAGGACGGCUCGGCCAGUGCCGGCAGCGACUACGUGGCCGUCGCCGGCACCCUCUUCUUCGGGCCUGGAGAGACGCUGAAGACGUUCAGCGUGGCCGUCAUCGACGACGACCUCUUCGAAGAGGACGAACACUUCUACGUCAAGCUGAGUAACCUGCGGCUGGCGGAGCGCGACGGCCUUCCGCUGACACAGACCAACGGCAGCGCCGGCCGACGGUUCUCCAUGCCGGAGAUCAAGCUGGCCGCGCCGUUCGUGGCCACCGUCAUGAUCCUGGAUGACGACCACGGAGGCAUCUUCAACGUGGCCGAGAAGGACAUUGAGAUCGUCGAGUCGGUGGGCUCGUACAACCUGAAGGUGGUGCGGUGGUCGGGCGCGCGAGGCCGCGUCGCUGUGCCCUUCACCACCAUCGAGGGCACGGCCAAGCCCAACAAGGACUAUGAGCACACAGAGGGCGAGGUCAUCUUCGAGAACAACGAAACUGAGCAAUACAUCACAAUUCCGAUCAUAGAGGAGGACAGCUACGAAAAGGACGUCUUGUUCUACGUUGAGCUGCAGGAGCCUCGCUAUUUGUCAGUGGACGGCUACCCAGGCGGCACACUGGACUUCCAGGACAAAAACCUCAACGACCUCUCCGAGGAGGAGAAAAUCGCGCUCCUAGGAAAGCCCAAACUAGGAGAGUCGACGCGAUCGCAAAUUAGGAUAAAGGAAAGCAAAGAGUUCAAGAACACUGUCGACAAGCUGGUGCAGCGGGCAAACGCGUCAUUCGUGGUGGGCACCUCCUCCUGGAAGGAGCAGUUUAUCGAGGCUCUCACCGUGUCAGCAGGCGAUGAUGACGACGAUGACGAAGAAAAGGAGGAAGGCGACGCCAGCAGCGAGGACGAGAAGUUGCCCAGCUGCGGCGACUACAUCAUGCACUUCGUCACCGUCUUCUGGAAGCUGCUCUUUGCCUUUGUGCCGCCUACAGACGUGUACUCUGGCUAUCCCACUUUCGUGUUCGCCAUUCUGGGCAUAGCCGGUCUGACGGCCUUCAUCGGCGACGCGGCAUCGCACUUCGGCUGUACGAUAGGGCUGCGCGACACGAUCACCGCCAUCUCGUUUGUGGCGCUGGGCACGUCUGUGCCAGACACCUUCGCCAGUAAGGUGGCAGCCGUCCAGGACAGGUACGCUGACGCCUCCGUCGGCAAUGUCACCGGCUCCAACGGCGUCAACGUCUUCCUGGGCAUCGGCGUGGCCUGGAGCAUCGCCUCCAUCUACCACUGGGCCACCGACUCCAUCUUCGAGGUCGACCCCGGAAACCUGGCGUUUUCAGUGACGCUGUUCUGCUGCGAGGCUGUGUUGGCCAUCGGUCUGAUGCUGCUCCGCCGGCACCCGCGAGUCGGCGGGGAGCUCGGCGGACCGCGCAGCAUCAAGAUCGCAUCCUCGUUCUUCCUGUUCUUCCUGUGGGUGUUCUACAUCGCCAUGUCCGCCCUGGAGGCGUACGAGAUACUGCCCAAAAUGAACGAAUAACUGUACUGUGGCGUUCGCCGGCGCGACAGCAAAUGGUCGCGCCGGUGCCGAGUGUCAACUCAUGAAGCCGCGCUGGUUGUCAAGACCCGGCGUGGAUUUUAGUGGCUCCCCGAGAUUCAGACGGAGGAGCCAGCCUCCGCCAGCGUGACCGCCGGCGCUGCAGCCCGCGACCCGCAGCCGGUCUGUGGCUCAGUUACGAAUUGUUACGCCCCGACGAGGCAGCUAGACACGGACAGACAGACAAACCGUCAGCCGCGUCUGUGCAAUAUGGCCACGGACACAGCGUGAGCUGCAGCGGGCGGGGAGAUGUAGUGUGUGACAUGCCAGCCGUCAGGGCUGUUCCAUUGGUUCUAGUCAGCCAGCCAUUGUAUCGUCAUCGCCGCUGGACUCCCCGCGCGCGCUGCUGCGUUUUAAAAUACCUUUUUUCGAGAUACCCAUGUAUUUAAACACAUCCUCAAUGGUUCUCAUAGCGUCUCAACCCGGAUGAGAUUCGUACAAGUCGUGUUUUGUUUCUUUUUUGUUUGCAUGGAGCAUUCCUGUACACGAGUCUGCAGUUACCUUCUGUUUGGCGUGGGGAGAGCUCGUCCACCAGCAGUCAUAACUGUACAUAUUAACAUACGCGCGCUGUUGAGGCGUCCCAUCGGUCACGACUGCAGUACAUCACCUAGAUAGUCUAGUUAGGUGGAAGGCAGCUCAGGCCCUGGCGCGGCGCCGCUUUAUUUCCUAUCUAUCUAUCUCUCUGAAUUGUGUCAUGCGGUAAGGUGUGAGCUCCGCGUCCCGGCCCCUUGAGUGAAGCAGUGCCGUCCCGACGAUCGGUGGCAGCUCUGCCGUCCGCCGUGCGAGCCCGCCCUGCCAUUCCGCUCCAGCGUCCCUGGUUUUUCUUUCUCUCUAUCUCUCGUGUGUGACUCCCCAGUGCGGGCGCGGGGCAGUGGCUGCUCGGAGCCGGCCGCGCGCGGCGGCGGCGCCCCGUGCGGUGCCCCGCGCGGGACUCAUGCGUGGCGCGUGUGUGUGCGUGGGUGUAUUGUGGGUGCGGGUGGGUGCCAUGUGGGUGCGGGAGGGUGCGUAUGCUCCCGGUUUCUGUGGAGUGCGGCGGGUCAGAGCGCCUUUGGUGGACGGAGUGGACAGUGGCCCUCCAAAGUCUCCGGGUCCAGCCGGGCAGUCACGUGGUCCGCAGAGAGCACCGCGACCGGUGUCUGUACCGGGCUACCCUCGGCUGUUUGCUCAGCUGUUUGCCGGACAGCCAGGCUGGUCAACAUACUGCCCAGAUUGGAUGCCCGGAUAGUGCGGCGGAAAACGUUACUCGACCAACACAGAUGGACGCAUUAUCUCAGAUGCCUUAGCUCGCCGCAAAAAUGGGUAUACAGCGCCUGAACAUCUCCUGGGCUUUUUGCGACCAUCACGAAUUUGAGCGCCCGGUGUGCGCGUAUCGGUGAGGCUCUGUGUACCGCGUCUGGGUCCCGGUUUGCCGCUGUUGGGCCAGCUCGCGCUGCCGUGUUCUGCGCUCUGCUGCGGAGGGUGAGCCGGAGCCGCCGGCUGGCCGGGGCUGCUGGCCGCCCCCGCACGAUGUCUGUGUGUGCCGGCGUCCCGAGCGUGCUGAUCGGCCCACAGAGGCCGCCCCCACAGUCCGACCCAUCCCAAGACCACCGGGGACAACAGGCACUGAUCGAUGUAUCAUUUCAAUAUAUUUCUAGUGCCA